AAACCCUAACCUGCCAAACCGCUAUGUAUGGCGUCUUGUCUCCACGUUCAUUUGACUUGGAUACUCCAACCCUUUUAUAUAUAUAUAUACAACACUUCUUCCUUUCAUCUCCUCCGCUACUUCCGGCGACCAUUUCAAUCUCUCUCUCUCCGAUCUCUUAAUUUCCAUCGUAUUACCAAGAAAUGGCGGAACAGAAGCGCGCUCCCCGCUUGAACGAAAGGAUCCUGUCUUCGUUAUCCAGGAGAUCUGUUGCUGCUCAUCCUUGGCAUGAUCUUGAGAUUGGACCUGGAGCUCCCCAGAUUGUCAAUGUGGUUAUUGAGAUUACAAAAGGAAGCAAAGUGAAAUAUGAACUUGAUAAGAAAACUGGGCUCAUCAAGGUUGAUCGUAUCUUAUAUUCAUCUGUGGUUUACCCUCAUAAUUAUGGCUUUAUUCCUCGUACGCUAUGCGAAGAUAAUGACCCAAUGGACGUUCUAGUCCUAAUGCAGGAACCUGUGCUGCCUGGAUGUUUUCUUAGAGCCAGGGCCAUUGGACUGAUGCCGAUGAUUGAUCAGGGCGAAAACGACGACAAGAUUAUUGCAGUUUGUGCUGACGAUCCUGAGUACCGCCAUUACACUGAUAUAAGCCAGCUACCACCACACCGUCUGGCUGAGAUCCGUCGAUUCUUUGAGGAUUACAAGAAAAAUGAGAACAAAGAGGUUGCAGUCGAUGCGUUUCUGCCUUCAAGUACCGCUCAUGAUGCCAUCCAACACUCCAUGGAUCUUUAUGCCGAGUAUAUCAUGCAGACGUUGAGGAAUUAGAUGGCCGUCCAAUCAUUGGUAUUUUUAAACAAGACCCGAUUCUUAUACGAUAACUUGAUUACUAAAACGUUGAUGAUGAGGGUGGCGAUUUUUUUUUCUAAUUUGUGUUGAUCGAUAAAAGAACGAGUUCUGGUAUUGUUAUUUACUUUUAUUAUUACUAAUGUUUUGACAUUCAAGUGAUAAAUUAAAUAUGGCAUGAGAUCAACCCC
Molecule: messenger RNA, 1006 nt
Organism: Cynara cardunculus var. scolymus (artichoke)
Lineage: Eukaryota; Viridiplantae; Streptophyta; Magnoliopsida; Asterales; Asteraceae
Product: soluble inorganic pyrophosphatase 1
Exons: 9
Coding region: 183-797 (204 amino acids)
Biological process (GO): phosphate-containing compound metabolic process
Cellular component (GO): cytoplasm
Molecular function (GO): inorganic diphosphate phosphatase activity; magnesium ion binding
Source: RefSeq, a predicted model, not a curated record